Molecule: messenger RNA, 1449 nt
Organism: Ceraceosorus guamensis
Lineage: Eukaryota; Fungi; Basidiomycota; Exobasidiomycetes; Ceraceosorales; Ceraceosoraceae
Exons: 13
Coding region: 452-1297 (281 amino acids)
Biological process (GO): reciprocal meiotic recombination
Cellular component (GO): synaptonemal complex
Molecular function (GO): ubiquitin protein ligase activity
Source: RefSeq, a predicted model, not a curated record
AUGCGCCGCUCUUCUCGGAAAUGCAAGUGUAGUGCGCAGUCCAGCUUCCCGUUCACCUCGAAGCAUUCACUCGCAUUGCACGGGUGCAAAGGCAAGGCGGUGGUGACGACAUGCAGUCACAUCUUCUGCCUCAAGUGUGCCAACGAUCUCUUCACCAGUGCGAGGGCCUGCCCAGCUUGCGAAACGCAGCUUACGGAACCGGACGAUGUGGUUGUAUCGAGCUUGCAGCCUAGUGCAGACUACAGAACGGUGAAGCUCUGGUGAUUCGCAGGAGUAUGUGGCGAGGGCGCUGACAUGAAUUCGAACGUUCGGCAGAGCGUCCUAGCAGGUCUCUCCCCGCAGAUCAUCAUGUAGGGGGCAAAGAAUACCCAGCCGGGAAAACGUGUGCAUGCGCAUUGCUGAAGAUCUUGUCCGUUGGUCUGCUCACUGAAGGGACAUCUGUACCCGAGCAAUGAGCUUCUAUCAGACAUCGCAAGAGGGAGCCUUCCAAGCCUUACUUCUCAAGAAUGUCCAAGAGCGCAACGGGGUGCUAGAGAAGCGCAUACAAACCGUCAUCUCCGAGGCGAAUGCCGAAGUAGCCUUGCUUUCCGAUCGACUCUCUCGCAUGGACGCUGACCUCAGCACGGAAAAGCGCAAGACACGGGAGCUCAGCGACUCGCUGCGCACCUCGGCUAAAGACUUUGCACGUCUUAAAAGCCAGCACGAUGCACAGCUUCGUCAAGGUCUGCGGCCCGGCCACAGCCAAGCUGCGAAGCUUCAGGAAGCUGCUGCCGCCGCCGCUGCGGCGAAUACUGCUUCAGCAACCACGACUGGCACCGGCAGCAAUCAGUCGCACAGCCAUACUCCAUUCUACGCUGGGCAAGUUGGGCAGGAGAGUCCAAAGCGCAUGUCGCCCAGACAGACAGUGCCUUUUUGGCAGUCGCAAGUAGCUGCAGCUUCGGUGGAAGCAAGAGGCCUAGAGGCAGAUGGGCCUCGUCGAUCGAACGAGCGACAAGACGCUGCUCAGGCCGUAUCUCGACGCACCAUCCAGCAUCCAGCAGCAAUGCAUGGUCAAACGCUCCACUCGGUCGCAGGAGCUCGCAACCCGACCCCAAAUUCAGCAGGCGCGCUCCACCAUUCCCGUUUUCAAGGCAAUACGUCGACCACGUCGACCCCGCAACGUCACACCAAGAUGACGAAGCACGCUUCAGCCGUCAGGGCCAUGCCAUUACCUCACACACGUCGCCCUCAGCUUCGCGAUGAAACGACGAACUCGGGCCGCGAUCAUGACAAUCCUUUCCGCUUCUCAGCCGUCUGAAACAGAUAUUCCUUGGUCCCCUCUCAAACAGGGCCCGUGUUCGGGCUCGCACACUAAGCAAAGGGCGAUGCCCCACCGAGCCUAAGCAUUCAGUGUACGCACCACACCUCUGCUCAUCCACGGCGAGGGUGACGAUGAUGAAGAUGAUCGAG